UUUGUUAAUAUGGUAUAUCAUAUUGAUUGAUUUGUGUAUAGUGACGAAUCCUUGCAUUCCUGGGAUGAAGCCCACUUGAUCAUGGUGAGUUUCUAAAAAAGUGUUAAAGUUGUCAGCUGGUAUAGUAAGUAUCUUGUCUGUUUCAUGGGGACUCCUUUGGUCAGUACCAUGUCUGUGCUGGCAAACAACUGAGGCUAAAUAAAGGAGUGUGGAAAUAUGAAUGAAAUAGUGCUAUUUACUAUCUGAGUGCAGCACACAUACCAAUGAACAGGAAGGUGAUGUGGAGAUCAGGAAGGCAUUAGUAACAAGCAAAGAUAUGAAAGGGGUUCAUCUGCAGCAAAUCAAAAGAACAUAACUGAAGUCCUCAGCCUGGUCGGAAUUGGGCCCUGAAUGGAGCCUAUAAGGUGACCAGAGAGAGUUAGACGUGCUACAAUAUGCUUCCAUAACACUCUAUACUUCUCCAAUCAUAGCACUUAUAAAAUUUUAUUGAAGAGUUUGUUAGUUUCUUGUUAUUCUUGCAGAGUUACAAGAUGUGUGAAGACAGAGAUGGCUCAUCCAUGCCUGCUCCAUAGACAAUGUGUAAUAGAUAUUUUUAAAAAUAAGUAAGUGAAUGAAUAAAUGAAUGGGGGUAAAGAUGAGGGCACAGAAGUGGAAGAGAGAGGUAGGCACCAGAGAAUGUUGCCUGGUUCCAGUGGGGUGACCUGGAUCAGCACAGGCCUGAUGCUAGCCACUCCCACACAACUCCUUUCUUUCUAAUCCACUUCUCAUUCUCUUUGGGAAGGAUUGAGGUCUCUGGAAAAUAGCCAAAAAACAAUUAAGGGAGCGGCCAGCCCAAAUUAAUGCUCAAGCCUCAGGAGUAUCUGAGCACUGAAAGCCACUUCUAUUCACGUUCUCUCAGAUCAAGGGGUGAGAAAGGGUUCCCAAAGCCAUAACUCUUUUUAGGUGGAUUUAGAAGGCAUAUAAAGGCCCCUGGCUGAGGACUUGCCUCCUCAUUCCACAACUGGUGCCAGCACUCUCAAUCCUCCACUGAGAGAAAAUGUCCAUCCAAGUCGAACAUCCUGCUGGUGGUUACAAGAAACUGUUUGAAACUGUGGAGGAACUGUCCUCACCGCUCACAGCUCAUGUUACAGGCAGGAUCCCCCUCUGGUUGACCGGCAGUCUCCUUCGAUGUGGGCCAGGACUCUUUGAAGUUGGAUCUGAGCCAUUUUACCACCUGUUUGAUGGGCAAGCUCUCCUGCACAAGUUUGACUUUAAAGAAGGACACGUCACAUACCACAGAAGGUUCAUUCGCACUGAUGCUUACGUACGGGCAAUGACUGAGAAAAGGAUCGUCAUAACAGAAUUUGGCACCUGUGCUUUCCCAGACCCCUGCAAGAAUAUAUUUUCCAGGUUUUUUUCUUACUUUCGAGGAGUGGAGGUUACUGACAAUGCCCUUGUUAAUAUCUACCCAGUGGGGGAAGAUUACUAUGCCUGCACAGAGACCAACUUCAUUACAAAGAUUAAUCCCGAAACCUUGGAGACAAUUAAGCAGGUUGAUCUUUGCAACUAUGUCUCGGUCAAUGGAGCCACUGCUCACCCCCACAUUGAAAAUGAUGGGACUGUUUACAAUAUUGGUAAUUGCUUUGGGAAAAAUUUUUCAAUUGCCUACAAUAUUGUAAAGAUCCCUCCACUACAAGCAGACAAGGAAGAUCCAAUAAGCAAGUCAGAGAUCGUUGUACAAUUCCCCUGCAGUGACCGAUUCAAGCCAUCUUAUGUACAUAGUUUUGGUUUGACUCCCAACUAUAUUGUUUUUGUGGAGACACCAGUCAAAAUUAACCUGUUCAAGUUCCUUUCUUCAUGGAGUCUUUGGGGAGCCAACUACAUGGAUUGUUUUGAGUCCAAUGAAACCAUGGGGGUUUGGCUUCAUAUUGCUGACAAGAAACGAAAAAAGUAUAUCAAUAAUAAAUACAGGACAUCUCCUUUUAACCUCUUCCAUCACAUCAAUACCUAUGAAGACAGUGAGUUUCUGGUUGUGGAUCUCUGUUGCUGGAAAGGAUUUGAAUUUGUUUAUAAUUACUUAUAUUUAGCCAAUUUACGUGAGAACUGGGAAGAGGUGAAAAGAAACGCCAGAAAGGCUCCCCAGCCUGAAGUUAGGAGAUAUGUACUUCCUUUGAAUACUGACAAGGCUGACACAGGCAAGAAUUUAGUCACACUCCCCAACACAACUGCCACUGCAAUUCUGUGCAGUGAUGAGACCAUCUGGCUGGAACCUGAAGUUCUCUUUUCAGGGCCUCGCCAAGCAUUUGAAUUUCCUCAAAUCAACUACCAGAAGUAUGGUGGGAAACCUUACACAUACGCAUAUGGACUUGGCUUGAAUCACUUUGUUCCAGACAGGCUCUGUAAGCUGAACGUCAAAACUAAAGAAACUUGGGUAUGGCAAGAGCCUGAUUCAUACCCCUCAGAACCCAUCUUUGUUUCUCACCCAGACGCCUUGGAGGAAGAUGACGGUGUAGUUCUGAGUGUGGUGGUGAGCCCUGGGGCAGGUCAAAAGCCCGCUUAUCUCCUAAUUCUGAAUGCCAAGGACCUGAGUGAAGUUGCAAGGGCUGAAGUGGAGAUUAACAUCCCUGUCACAUUUCAUGGACUGUUCAAAAAAUCCUGAGCACAUUCUAGCCUAAUAUGUUUCUGGUGACAAAACCCAGAACAACAUAGUCAGGUCUGCAGUGAAAUUCUGUUCAGUUUUAGCCUGCUGUAUAUGAGUUUUAACUUGCAGAUGCACACAAUUUUGCAGUGUUUUACAGAACGCACAGAGUUGAGUAAGCAAUUCCUUUAAAAAAAAGUGCAUAUUUAGGUAAUCAUACUUUCUCUGUGAGACAGACACAUCAUAACUAAAAACUCUUUAUAUAUUUACAAUCAAAGAGCAAAUGAAUGUGGAUUUAUUAACCUGUUUUUUAUUCCUAUUAUAAAAGUGUAUUUUAGGUACCUAUCUGCUCCAAUUAUUUUUUAACACUUAAAAGCCAGUCCUCUACACCUGAUUUGUAUGUGGCUUUGCCAAGUCAAAGCAGUAUCUUGCAAAAAGGCUUAAUUAUUAAAUGUCAAACCAAACUUUUUCUCAAACCAGGGACUAUCACCUAAGACAAUCAUUGUAAUUGUAUGCAUAUAUAUAUUAUUGUUCAAAGAUUCUCAAGUUUUAUAAACUUUAACAUUUCCAUUUAAUAUAAGCAAUUACUACUAUUUCUGAUUUUACAAUGAGGAAACCUAUCUCUAAUCCACUGAGGGCUCUCAACCAAAUAAUUUCUCAGAGAUUAAGUUAUCUAUUAAAAGCUUACAUAACAUCCAAGCAAUUACAUAUAGUAGUGACUGUAAUUUUUUUGAAAAACAGAGCAUAAAAUACUGGCAAAUAUAAUUUCUGUUUAAAAUCAGAGUAUGGGGUAAUAAUAUGUGUGUGUGGGGUUAUACUUUGUUGCCUCGUCUGCUUAAUUAUAUUUAAGCACUGUGCAAUCACCUGAAAGUAAAAAAAGAGAAAUAUUGUCAUUAACUUUCCAAUAUUAAUAUAUUUUAAGUAUUUAUGUUUUUAAAAUUAUUCUCUUCUGAGCUAGAUACUGCAAAAAAAUGAAGAUUGUCAAAAAUGUUUAUUCUAUAUCUUAAUCCUGGCAUCUAUUUUAUGCUCAAAAGUAUUACAUAUCAUUGUAUUUAAGAUGAUCAGCAUUGUGUUUGACUAAAUAAAAACAGCUUG
This is a messenger RNA of Aethalodelphis obliquidens (Pacific white-sided dolphin), 3712 nucleotides long. RefSeq names its product retinoid isomerohydrolase RPE65 (gene RPE65). Gene Ontology annotation, biological process: zeaxanthin biosynthetic process; retinal metabolic process. Bases 1037 to 2638 code for a protein of 533 amino acids. Lineage: Eukaryota; Metazoa; Chordata; Mammalia; Artiodactyla; Delphinidae. The record is from RefSeq and is a predicted model, not a curated record. Gene Ontology annotation, molecular function: retinol isomerase activity; beta-carotene 15,15'-dioxygenase activity; all-trans-retinyl-ester hydrolase, 11-cis retinol forming activity. The transcript has 14 exons.